CGGAGUCUCUCAAUUCCGUGACCCGGAUGUAGACACGUCAUCUGCUUCCGGGUCAAAGGUUGUUUUCCGGUCGAUACAACGGUAGCACACAAACAGAAAAAGAAAAAAACCCGGGAAAACAACAUCACAGCUGUCAGAAGAAAACAGAAGAUGUUGAGGAGGAAACCGACUCGUCUGGAGCUGAAGAUUGACGACACCGAGGAGUUCGAGAGUGUCAAGAAGGAGCUCGAGGCCAGGAAGCGUCAGCGAGAGGAGGCGGAGUCAGGUGGCGGAGUGGGCGGGGCAUCUGUCAUCAGUGUUGACAUCAUCGGGGGUGGAGCGUCAGCCUCAGCAUCUUCCUCCACAGCAGUGACGAGGGCGGAGCUCAUCAAUGAACGAAUCGGCUACAAGCCCCACCCCAAACCAGCAACGCUGCCGACCUUAUUUGGAAGUCUACAGUUUUAAUAAAAUAAAAAUAAUGUUUAAAGAGAAAAGGUGGUUUGUUUAUUUAGUUUCUGUUGUUAUGGGACGUUUACAACAUAUAGAAAAAAAAUUUCAGAAUAAAAGCCGGAAAAUUAAUCAAUGUCACGUCCCUUUCCUCAAAAUUUUUGUAUAAAUAUUCUUUUAUAAUAAAACCAGCUGGAGACACACAGAAGAUUUUCAUUCCAAGAUAUUACAUUUUUUUUUUAAAUUUAUUCAUUUUUACAUUUUAUCUCCCAAAUUCGUAAAAAAAAAGUUUUAAUUAGAAAAAGUGAAAACACCACAGUGACUGACAGUGAAUUUAUCAGAUUUCAAUUAUUUCACUCUGAAAUACUCAGUUUGUUGUGAUGAAUUCAUUUUUUUUAAUUUGGUAAAAUGAUGUUUUAUUUGGUAAACAAACAUUUAACAAAGUUUUUACAAAAGUUAAAAAAUAAACAUGUUAUAACCCUC
Molecule: messenger RNA, 909 nt
Organism: Seriola aureovittata
Lineage: Eukaryota; Metazoa; Chordata; Actinopteri; Carangiformes; Carangidae
Gene: cdc26
Product: cell division cycle 26 homolog
Exons: 3
Coding region: 151-444 (97 amino acids)
Biological process (GO): regulation of mitotic cell cycle; protein K11-linked ubiquitination; anaphase-promoting complex-dependent catabolic process
Cellular component (GO): anaphase-promoting complex
Source: RefSeq, a predicted model, not a curated record